This is a messenger RNA of Bombyx mandarina (wild silkworm), 1022 nucleotides long. Its product is annotated as odorant receptor 70a-like. Gene Ontology annotation, cellular component: plasma membrane. Lineage: Eukaryota; Metazoa; Arthropoda; Insecta; Lepidoptera; Bombycidae. The record is from RefSeq and is a predicted model, not a curated record. Gene Ontology annotation, biological process: sensory perception of smell; detection of chemical stimulus involved in sensory perception of smell. Gene Ontology annotation, molecular function: odorant binding; olfactory receptor activity.
CUUAACGCGUAAUUGCCAGUUGCAUAGGAGGAAUUCUGGGCUUGAACCAGCUCUCAGUUUGCGUUUGAAGUCCAGGCUGUAGACACACCUACAAGCUAGUUUUGUCAUUUUUCGAUGUGGCCAUGGCGUUCUUUAUAAAAAACAAAAUGUUUGGUUUAACAAUAACUUUGAACACUUUAUCAUGGGCUGGAUUAAUAAUGCGAGAUCAAUACACGAAGACUCAAAGGAUCAUCGUCAGAGUGUAUGCAUGGCUGGUUUUCCUAUAUCUAUUUGUUGCUGCAGCUUGCGUACAAAUCGCGGACAUUAUUGACAUCUGGGGUGACAUUAAUCUCAUGGCGGAAACAGCUUUGCUUCUCUUUAUGGAAUUCGCAGUGAUUUCUAAGAUUUUAACCUUGUUAUUGAGAUACGAUAGAAUAAUGGAGAUCAUCAAUGGAACUGAAGAAAUAUUGUAUUUUGAAAACGGAUUGGAAGGCCAAAGGAUUAUCGCAAGUGUCGAUAAAGAGACGACCCGGUUUUUACAGUUCAACAGUGCAUUUGUUGUUUUGUCGACUACUUUCUGGUUCAUGGGUGAGCAUAGCAGCACAUUUUUCAUUCGAGCUAAAUACCCGUUUAAUGAACUGAAAUCACCCGGCUAUGAGUUUGCACUUAUACAUCAGGUAAGCAGUACUUAUUUAUAAACAUUUUGUUGCACUAGAUAAGGGGUGCUUAUUGCAAAACCAAAGUUUUAUCAGGUAUGUAUGAUAUAUUAUUGAUAUAUUACUAUUAAUGUAUUCUCUCUGUAGUAUUAGGUUGGUCUGUUUGGGUAUCUGAUGCUUGUUUAUGUGCAGAUGGUGUGUGUGAUAGUGUGUAUGAGGCUGUAAGCACAAGGUCUGUUAUUUGUGAGUCUGUCUAUGGUGUGUGUACUAUGUCUUCUGUUGAGUUAAAAGUACUUUUGUUAUUUGUAUCAUGUGAACCAUGUUGAGUACUGUGUAUUAUGUUUGCCUGAUUUAUGGGAGGUGAGUUAGUUGGAUUUGUAGAUAUUG